Engraulis encrasicolus (European anchovy) is the source of this 609-nucleotide messenger RNA. RefSeq names its product T-cell immunoglobulin and mucin domain-containing protein 4-like. Gene Ontology annotation, biological process: apoptotic cell clearance; cytoskeletal rearrangement involved in phagocytosis, engulfment. The transcript has 6 exons. The annotation marks the transcript as partial. Gene Ontology annotation, molecular function: phosphatidylserine binding. NCBI's taxonomy places the organism in Eukaryota, Metazoa, Chordata, Actinopteri, Clupeiformes, Engraulidae. The record is from RefSeq and is a predicted model, not a curated record.
UGUGCAUCACGAUGGAGCAACUGCAUGGAUGGUUCAUUUGGGUGUUUCUGUGUCAACUCAUUGCAGUCAGACCAGUGGAGAGCAACACUGUGUACGGUCACACAGGACAGACUGUUACUCUGCCGUGCAAAUACGACAGCCAGUACUACGGGGCGUUAUCCAUAUGCUGGGGCAAAGGGGAGCUGCCAUCGCGAGGCUGCGGCAACCAGGUCAUCCAGACAGAGGGUUUGAGGGUGACGGAGCGUUCUUCCCCACGCUAUCAGCUCGCCCACCGCCAGAUCAGUGCUGGGGACGUGUCCUUAACCAUCUACGAUGCGCGGGAGGAGGACAGUGGCACCUACGGCUGCAGAGUGGACAUCCCUGGGUGGUUCAACGACGAAAAAUAUCACAUGAAUCUUCAAAUAACAGCUGCUCCAACGACAACAGAAGCCCAAACAACACUGGGCACAACUGUUCAAACUACUUCUAGAACUACUACAGAAUUAUCAACUACUACAAUGAUCGCUACCACAAGCACAGAGAGAGAAUGGAUACCAACGGAAUUCACAGAAGGCCAUUCGACUGCUUUUACAGAAGUUGCCAAGGCAGCAGAAACCACAAGACUAAACA